Molecule: messenger RNA, 1546 nt
Organism: Anopheles funestus (African malaria mosquito)
Lineage: Eukaryota; Metazoa; Arthropoda; Insecta; Diptera; Culicidae
Product: testis-specific serine/threonine-protein kinase 3-like
Exons: 2
Coding region: 415-1518 (367 amino acids)
Biological process (GO): protein phosphorylation; intracellular signal transduction; microtubule cytoskeleton organization
Cellular component (GO): cytoplasm
Molecular function (GO): ATP binding; protein serine/threonine kinase activity; tau-protein kinase activity
Source: RefSeq, a predicted model, not a curated record
UUUUAUUUACCACAAGGGCUGACUAUCCGGCUACGUGGUAAAAUAAGUCUAGUAAGCCAGAAAUGGCCGGCGUGACCUGUAAGGUCGUUAAGCCAAGAAGAAGAAGAAAACGACAUGUGUGCUUUGAUUGAUUUCAUGUACAGUACUAUUAAUUUCACCCUUGGUAACAGACACCACUCAUGGUUUUUGUUAGAUAGGUAGUAGACUACGUUUUGACGAACUAUAAAAUUGUAAACUCAUAGCAAACUUUGAUUAUUCGGUAGAAACGUGUAUAUUUGGCGUACUGCUAUUUGGAGCAAAAUAUUUGACCGAAACAACAACAAAAAUCAACCAUUAGUGUGUCGAAAUUAAUAUGUGUGUUUACAUUUAGCGAAAUAAUCUACACGAUCCAAAUAACAAUUGUUAUCUGGGAAAAUGCCAAUUCAGGGCGAGCAGCCUAUACCUUCAUCAAUAACAGCCCUAGGAUAUCGGUGGAUAAAGCGAUUAAGUGAAGGUGCUUUUUCAAAGGUGCAUCUUGCAGAAUAUCAUAAUCGGAGAAGCAAUUGUAUCGAAACAGUAGCGUGCAAACUGAUUGAUACGAAAAAGUGCAGCGAAAAGUUUCGCAAACGAUUUCUUCCAAGGGAAUUAACGAUACUGCUACAUGUGCGCCAUCCGUACAUCAUUCGCAUACAUGCUAUCGUCAAAUUUCGUAGUAAAAUUUGUAUCUUCAUGCGAUACGCUGAAAUGGGUGAUAUGCUGUCAUUCGUUAUUGAACACGGUCCACUAGGUGAACCACAGACGCGCAUAUGGUGUCGACAGCUUGCGUUGGCCGUCCAAUAUCUUCACGAAUCGGGCAUCGCACAUCGCGAUAUAAAGUGCGAAAACAUUCUACUGUCCGCCAACUUGAACGUGAAGUUAAGCGAUUUUGGAUUUGCGCGCUAUGUUGCCGAGAAAAAUCGUCAGCCACAGCUUAGUACCACUUUCUGCGGUUCGUUUGAUUAUUCUGCGCCAGAAUUGUUGAAAGGGAAACCCUACAAUCCAAAAGCAUCGGACUUGUGGGCACUAGGCGUCGUGUUAUAUAUGCUGCUUAACAAAUCUGUCCCAUUCAAGGGCAAAACUCGUCAGGUAUAUGAACAACAAAUGACACGUGCUUGGAAGUUUCGUUCGCGUGUGAAUGAUACAUUAUCUCCGGAAGUGAAAACGCUUGUAAGGAGUUUGCUUGAGCCGAACCCCUUGAUUCGGUGGACGAUUGAGGAGGUGUUGGUCUGCGAUUGGUUGAUUCAAGAUCGUCGUUUGAGAUCAUUGAAUGCUGAAGAGUUUUCAGCACUAGCAGAAGCCAGAAUAUUUGCUAGAUCCUCCGCCGAUAUGGAACGUGUCAAAGAAAAAUUGCGGCUGAUUGAAAAUACCGAACAAUCGGUAACGAUGAUUAAGGAAACUGGCUCCAAAUUGGGAUUCAGAAAGCAUUCUGAUUCUUUAGCAUCCAUACCGACCUCACUGAUAGAACAAGUAUCGAACUCAAAGCAAAGGGGCAGCAAAUAAAAACAGAUAACACUGUUUGGCAACAAUA